UGAUAACUGAGCUGAUGUUACCUAGCGCAUGCAAUUAUUUUUGACCCAAUACUCCCAUAUCUCACCCGUCACAUAUUGAAUCUCACCAUGACAUCUCUACAACCUUACCUCGCAGAAGUCUGUCAGACAACCUCCAGUCUCUUGACCAGCAACACCUGCGCUCCAUGUCUUUAUCACAUCCGACAUCUCACAACAUCGUUCCCAAGGAGUGCAUCACGAAUCGCCACCACUAGAUCUCUCAGCUCCACAUCUUUAGCAUCAACUUCCCAAAAGACGACAGUUCAUCAAUUCCACAAUCGACCUCAUUUACAGCAAUUACAUUUGAUUCCUACAAACUCCAUUCAACCCUGUUUACCACGCCGGACAUACACCACCACCACGUCGCCACCAGAACCAACAAUAACCCCCCUCUUCGAACCCAUCACUUCCACCUUCCAAUACCUCGUCGCUGACCCCCUCACCCUCACGGCCGCCAUCAUCGACCCCGUCCUCGACUACUCCCCCCUCGACAACUCCAUCUCCACCACCUCCGCCGACGCCCUUCUCUCCCUCAUCGCCUCCAACGGCUACAAAAUCGCUUGGAUCCUCGAAACCCACGCCCACGCCGACCACUUAUCUGCCUCCUCCUACCUCCAAACGCGAUUAACAGAAUCCCAAGGGGAAGACCACAAACCCCCCAUCGGCAUCGGCAAAAGGAUCGGUACCGUCCAGACUUUAUUCAGCAAACGGUACGGCGUUCCAGACGCAGAAGUUAAAGAAGUAUUCGGCCACUUAUUCGACGACGACCAAGUCUUUCAGAUCGGUAACCUAAAAGCGAAAGCCAUCCAUCUUCCCGGGCACACCCCCGAUCAUCUAGGGUAUCAAAUCGGUAACAACGUCUUCUGCGGCGACAGCCUAUUCAACGCAGACAUCGGAACCGCGAGGUGUGAUUUCCCCGGCGGGAGUGCGCACGAUCUGUACCACUCCGGCCGAAAAUUGUUACAAAAUUUACCGGAUGAAACCAAGAUUUGGACCGGACAUGAUUACCCGCCUGAAGACAGGAGGGAGCCGGUGCCGUGUUUGACGGUUAAAGAACAUAGGGAGAGGAAUAAGCAUUUGCGGGAUGGGAUCACGGAGGAGGAGUUUGUGAAAGCCAGAGAGGAGAGGGAUCGGGACUUGGCGGCGCCGAGGCUGUUGCAUCAGAGUCUGCAGGUGAAUAUUCGGGCGGGCAAACUGCCGGGGGAGAAUGAGAGUGGGUUGAGGUUGUUGCAUUUGCCGGUCAAGAUCAAGACGGAUAAGAAGUGGUGAUCUUGAUCGGUUAGUAGGAAGAGGUAGCUGAGGAAGGAGGAGGGUAAAGAGUACCUCUAGGAGAUCACGAUUUCAUAAUACAUUAUCAACCGUAAGAGUCUGUUUACCGCGGUUGAUACGGCUCGUCAUGUGUCCUAGUUGUUCACGACCUGAAUUCAUGCCUCCAACACUAUAUCAAACACCCCACCCUGUGUCUCACAUGUCGAAGCCCAUUUGAAUACCUAUGUGUUAUAACAUUCUGGGAACUCCGGAAGGCCUUGCUCGACUCGC
Molecule: messenger RNA, 1557 nt
Organism: Neurospora crassa OR74A
Lineage: Eukaryota; Fungi; Ascomycota; Sordariomycetes; Sordariales; Sordariaceae
Product: metallo-beta-lactamase domain-containing protein
Exons: 1
Coding region: 88-1287 (399 amino acids)
Biological process (GO): glutathione metabolic process; hydrogen sulfide metabolic process
Molecular function (GO): sulfur dioxygenase activity
Source: RefSeq, a predicted model, not a curated record